Nothoprocta perdicaria is the source of this 1225-nucleotide messenger RNA. RefSeq names its product gap junction protein alpha 5 (gene GJA5). The coding region runs from base 1 to 1110 and encodes 369 amino acids. The record is from RefSeq and is a predicted model, not a curated record. Gene Ontology annotation, biological process: cell communication. Lineage: Eukaryota; Metazoa; Chordata; Aves; Tinamiformes; Tinamidae. Gene Ontology annotation, cellular component: connexin complex. The transcript has a single exon.
AUGGGGGACUGGAGUUUCCUGGGAGAGUUCCUCGAGGAGGUUCACAAACACUCCACAGUGGUGGGCAAAGUCUGGCUGACYGUCCUCUUCAUCUUCCGGAUGCUGGUGCUUGGUACAGCAGCCGAGUCCUCAUGGGGGGACGAGCAGUCCGACUUCAUGUGCGAUACCCAGCAGCCUGGUUGUGAGAACGUCUGCUAUGACAAGGCUUUCCCCAUCUCCCACGUCCGGUUUUGGGUCCUCCAGAUCAUCUUUGUCUCCACUCCAUCUCUGGUAUACAUGGGCCACGCGAUGCACACAGUGCGCAUGGAAGAGAAGAAGAAGAUGAAGGAAGCAGAAAUAGAGGCCCGGGAGAUGAAAAACAGCGGUGACACAUACUACCAGCAGAAGUGCUCUGUGGCAGAAAAGGCUGAGCUCUCUUGCUGGGAUGAAUCAGGAGGCAAAAUUAUACUUAGGGGCAGUUUGCUGAACACCUACGUCUACAGCAUUUUGAUUCGCACUGCCAUGGAGGUGGCCUUCAUUGUGGGACAGUAUAUCUUGUACGGGAUCUUCUUGGAGACCCUUUACAUCUGCCAACGAGCCCCUUGCCCCCAUCCAGUCAACUGCUACGUUUCGCGGCCCACUGAGAAGAACGUGUUCAUCGUCUUCAUGCUGGCGGUGGCAGUGCUCUCUCUGUUCCUCAGCCUGGCCGAGCUGUACCACUUGGGCUGGAAAAAAGCCAAAGAGAGAUGCUCUCGGGCUUACAAAUCCAGUCCCAGCACAGCCCCCGGCAGACUGGAGUCUGCCCCACAAGUAGAGAGGGCCCAGAUGUACACCCCGCCUCCAGAUUUUAAUCAGUGCUUGGCAAGUCCCAAUGGGAAGUUCAUCAGUCCCUUCAGCAAUAAGGUGGCUUCCCAGCAGAACACCGCCAACUUCGCCACCGAGAGGGUCCAUGGUCAGGAGGACGCCGCCAGUGAGGGGCCCUUCAUUAAGUCCAGCUACGCGGAGAGCCCAGAGGUGGCCAAYGAAUGUGCAGCGCCCGCCUUCCCCGAGAGCUACUUCAACGAGAAGCGCCGACUGAGCAAGACCAGCCGGGCCAGCAGUAAGGCCAGGUCGGAUGAUCUGUCUGUGUGACCGGUCUCCAGGAGGGAUGAGAAACAGUCUCGGCRCUUAACAAACUUCCACAAGACGGACUCCAGACUCUCGCCAUUAACCUCUCUCUCUUUCAAGACUCUCGUGCUCCUUUUCA